AUGAAGUCUACUAAACACAAGUUCAAGAUGGGUGGUAAGCGGCAGAGUGGACCCUCUUCAGCCAAGCCUGGUCCCACAACGCCUUCUACGAAUGCUCAAGUUAUGGAUGAAUCUUCUAAGGCUAAUAUUAUUGGAUCGUCUACCACUUCAGCCUCUACUAUUUGGGUCUCACCCCUUAGCUCAACCGACCUCAACUCUAACUCAAAUGCUCUUCAUGCCAACAACGGAGCAUAUUGUUCAACAACGCCUUCAAAGUCCUCACGGAUCUCUAUGGUGGUUGGUGAUCUAUCGGUAUGCGGUGUAGUACGACCUGUUCUCUACGAUACCGGCGCUGACGUCUCCCUUAUCGCAGUUGGGACUCUACGAAAGAUCACUAGCAAACAGCUACGUUUUGGUGACCCAUCUACUCAAGGGCGGGUAAAUGUUGCUAAUGGCUCAAGCCUCUCUAUUCUAGGAAAGGUUGAGCUAGAGGUCGGCUAUGGGAAUACCUUUACAAAAGAUACCUUCCUACUCGCCUCUGAUGAGUUGAGUACUCCUGUUAUUAUUGGAUGCUCUACUAUGGCUAAGCUACGUACCACUAUAUCUAUAUCGCCUGAUGGUAUCAUUGUUCGAUUGGGAGAACGACCUACUCAAGUUUCUACAGUUGACGGUACUGAACCCCGUCUAUCACUGC
Molecule: messenger RNA, 673 nt
Organism: Perkinsus marinus ATCC 50983
Lineage: Eukaryota; Perkinsozoa; Perkinsida; Perkinsidae
Exons: 1
Source: RefSeq, a predicted model, not a curated record